AUGAUUGGAUAUGACGCUCGGACCGGUUAUUAUAAUAGCAGAAGUGGGUUUGUGGUGAAUUUCGAAUCGGAUCAGAUAUCCUCGGGGCUAGACUUGCUACCAUGGGACUCCAUACUAGAAGAAGAAAGCGAACCAGAUGAGGAUGAGGAAGAGAAGGAAAAGGCAGGCCAUGAUUCUCCCAAAAAACUCACUAAACAACAGAAGAAGGAGAUACGACAGAACAAGAAGAUCAACGCUGCAAGAAAGCGAAAAUUGAAGAGAGAACUGGAGCUUAAAUCCAGGGCAUCGUCAUCGUCAUCGUCAUCGUCGUCAUCUGCAUCUGCAUCAAAUCAACUUCAUGUGCUUAACCACUAUGAGAUCACCUCAAACAUAAAGAACACAUAUAAUAAAUUGAUUCAAUUGCUUGAAAAGGAGCACCCCAAGGAGAAGGGCAAAUCAUCAGAUCAAAAGUUUCUCCAAUUCCAUUCCGUUGCAUUGUACAAGUCGGACCUCACGCACCUUCUUCCAGAUGAAUGGCUAUGCGAUAACAACAUUGCAUUCAUGUAUGAAGUGAUCGCCAAUGGCUUUCUUCUGAGCAUGGAUUUUCCCCAUGAGAUCUCUUUGCUAAAUCCUUCGUUGGUUCAAUUGUUUCUCCAUAUGCCAUAUGACCCUGAUACGCCAGACACCUUAGAAACCAUGCUACCAGUGAAAGAGCUCUCAAGGCUGAAGUUUCUCUUCCUACCCAUGAAUUACAUUGACGAUUUUCAAUCUAUUAACAUGGAAGAAGCAAACAAUGGAGAUCAUUGGUUCCUCGCAGUCUUGAGUUUACUUGACAACAGGCUAUACGUAUACGAUUCUAUGUCAUCCGAUGACGACGACGAUUCGUUGUUGGUGGAGCUAACUAAACGACUUCAAACUUGUAAGUCCAUAGUGAAGCGUGGGAAAAUAGACGUCAUAAAAGUAAAUUGCCAACAGCAAGAUAACUUUGAUGACUGUGGCAUAUUUCUCAUCAUGUUUACAUGUGUGAUCAUCAAUAGACUAAUAAGAUUAACACAUAGCGAGGAAGAAGAGGGAGAGAGAGACGCAGAUCCUAUAAUUACAUUGGAUAUUAGUAAAGUGAAAUUGGAGCCAUUGCUCGGUAGGCUCAGUCUCUUGAAUUUAAUAUUGAAGUACUAUAAAAUAGAGUAA
Molecule: messenger RNA, 1167 nt
Organism: Dujonia railenensis
Lineage: Eukaryota; Fungi; Ascomycota; Pichiomycetes; Serinales; Debaryomycetaceae
Source: the annotation of a GenBank genome assembly